This is a messenger RNA of Daphnia magna, 2715 nucleotides long. RefSeq lists its product as uncharacterized. The transcript has 6 exons. Gene Ontology annotation, molecular function: nucleic acid binding. Gene Ontology annotation, biological process: DNA integration. The record is from RefSeq and is a predicted model, not a curated record. Lineage: Eukaryota; Metazoa; Arthropoda; Branchiopoda; Diplostraca; Daphniidae. Bases 1 to 2715 code for a protein of 904 amino acids.
AUGGACAAAAUCAAGCAGUACAAAAACCUCUCCAUGACGGCAGAACUGGAUAACGACCUUGCAAAGGAAACCGAACUCCUCAAGCAACGUUACCAGAAAUUUAUCAAAGCAACCGACCAAUCGCACAUAAAUGCCUUGGAGACACUCGGGGUACAAAAAGACACCUUUGGAGGACUCCUUAGCACAAAACUAAUGAAAUUGCUUCCUGCAGAAUUGCAGAAAGAAUGGUCGAGUUCCGAUGCAAACGACAUCACCGGCAUCACAGCCCUGCUGAAUUUCAUCAGGGAUCAAGUCGACGCUGCUGAAAGACGCCGAAGCUGUCAGAUUCCUGUGGAUCACGGAGCCAAAAACGCCAAAUUCACCUCUAGUGGCAAACAAGUGGAAACGAGUCCCAUUUGGGCUCAGCUCCAGCCCAUUUUUGCUGCGAGCUACCCUAAACAAGCACCUAGACGGCAUGGAAUCAAUCUACUCCACCACACACCCACAACGCUCCUGCUGAAAAUAAUCUACCAGAAACUUUGGGAAGCCGAAAUUGACUGGGAUGUGGAAGCGCCUCCUGAAAUACGUAAGAAAUGGAUAGCAGCCAUGACUGGGUUGAACGAGUUUGCCAACUUAAAAAUCCCACGUUGGAUAGGCUACUCGAAAAGGGUCAUACAAAAUGCAAAAAUUCACGUCUUCGGCGACGCAUCAGAGGCCGCUUAUGGAGCCGUUGCCUACAAAAAGGUCACCUUACCAAGAUUGGAGCUAUUAAGUUUACUUCUGGCGGCACGAUUGGGAGAAAAACUCAAGAACUUUCUCCACAUCGAAUCGUGGCGAACAAUAUUCUGGGCUGACUCUCUAGUGGCACUUGGCUGGAUCCAAGGAGACACCAACAGGUGGAAACCAUUCGUCAGGAACCAAGUCGAAGCUAUUAAGAAAUUUUCUGGCCCAAAUUGGUGGCAGCACUGUCCAGGCGCCCAAAAUCCUGUGGAUCUCGCCUCGCGGGGAGCGCCAGCCGUAACGCUGGUACACUCCGAGCUAUGGUGGAACGGACCAUCAUGGCUGAAAGAAGACGAAACCAAAUGGCCGGAUUCAACGCCCGAGGUAGAAGAACCCAGUGUUCAUGAAAGAAUCGAAGCGGAAGCAAAAUCGAAAACCGUCACCAUGUCGGUAGCUUUCGUGGAGCCAGCCACUUCAGUGGAAUGGCAUCUGGAUCGAAUUCCGUCUUGGAAUCGACUACUCAGAAGAACUGCUUGGAUACUGAGAUUCGCCUCCAAAAACCGCCCCACAAACGCCACACAAAUGAAGACUCCAAUCAAGACAGGAGGCGGAAAACAGAUAAUGGUAGAACAUCAAAAAGUAGAGGAACUGACGAAGGUGGAGCUACUUAUUUAUUGGCAGCUCCAAAAAGAAGCUUUUCCCAAGACGUUUCAGGAUCUGAAAGAAGGGCGGCAACCGCACCAUAAGGAGAAAAUUGCCGCACUCCGACCCGUGUGGGACGCAAGACAGAAGUUGAUUAGAAUAACAGGAAGAGCAGAGCUAGCGCUAAGAGACAGGGAGAUUGAACCCGCCAUCUUGCUUCCCACUCAACAUCCAGUCGUCAAACUAAUCAUCCAUGAUCGACACGUCUUGCUAAAACACGCUGGAGUUAAAACCACCCUAUCAGAUCUAAGAGAACGGCCGCUGUAUUACAAACACCCAACAUUGCGUAAGAAACGCAAGCAAACGGAUCCUACAUCCACCACGGAUCCCUCGUCAACGGAUGGUUUUGCUUUGGAGCCUACGGUAAAGCCUCCAGUGAUGGAGCCCAUUGAAGAACCUCCAACCACAGAACCAACGGAGGAAAACAAAGAAAAUCUCCAAUUGGACGAAUCCUUAGCCAAAAAGAAAGGCACAAUUAAACGGCCAAAGAGCUAUGCCUGCCUAUUUACUUGUGCUGUAACGAGGGCCGUUCAUCUGGAGCUAACAAAAACGAUGUCCGCACGCGACUUCCUCCUCGCAUUUCGAAGAUUUUCCGCCAGGAGGGGUAGCGUCUCCAUCAUGUAUUCGGACAAUGCCCAAACAUUUAGAUGCGUCUCGAAACAUUUGAAAGUCUUAAGAUCCGACCCAGCGAUCCACGACCUUCUGGCAAUGCGGAAAACCGUAUGGAUUUUCUCGACCAGCCUAGCCCCAUGGUGGGGAGGGUUCUGGGAGCGCAUGGUGCGGACGAUGAAGGAUUUGUUGAGGCGCUCCAAUGGUCGUGCAUGUUUGGAAUACGACGAGCAAGAGGUUAGUCUCAUUGAAACCGAGAGCGUGGUGAAUGCACGACCACUCACCUACGUGGCAGAAGGGAGCGACGAACCGCUCCCCAUCACCCCGAACCAGUUUCUCAACAAUAGGCGUUCGAACUGUACUCCGCCGGAGCCAGCCGAAAACCUCGUGGCUCCCGACGCAACCAAUUUGAAACUGCUGGAAAUGGAUCAUCAACGUAGGGAGUAUGUCAGCGAUAUCUGUGAACGAUUUGUGACGGACUACUUUCUCCAAAUCGACAAGUUCCACUGUAAAGGAGGACCCGGCCGCAAGAUCCGGGUAGGAGAAGUUGUCAUCAUUCACGAUGACAACACCAAGCGCCUUAUGUGGACGAUAGGAGUAGUGAAGGAGCUAAUCACUAGCAGAGACGGGUUGAUCCGUUCGGUUACGGUCAAGACGCCGAACGGAACCUUAUCAACCGCGCCAUUCAAUCGUUACACCCCUUAG